Messenger RNA from Adineta steineri, 2292 nucleotides. NCBI's taxonomy places the organism in Eukaryota, Metazoa, Rotifera, Eurotatoria, Adinetida, Adinetidae. The record is from the annotation of a GenBank genome assembly.
AUGAAUCUCGUAUCAAAACCAUCGGACAAUCAAUUUAACUUACGUGGCCAAGAUGUUCUUCCAUUAGAUAAUAAUUUUCCUUCAUUUAAAUUAUUUCCGGCACCACGUAAUGAAUCAAUCGAUAACAGUAAUAAUAAUCGUGCAUCACCAUUAAAUACUACUGUUGGUGUCAUACCAAAAAAUCCAACACCAACUGAAACUGAUGAACUUGAUUUUCAGCCAAUACAAAUAUCACCAUUUCGUUUAUUUGGUACAUCAACAACAACUGCAACAACAGCAAAUCAAAGUUCUCCUAAACCUUCGAAUACAACUACAUUAAAAAAACAUUCAUCAACAGCUGAUAAACCAAGAAGAAAACGAGUACCUAAAGUCGAUGAUAUUAAUGAUACACAAAAAGUUAAACGAAGGAAGAGUGAAAUGAAUUUACAACAAAAACAAUUAACAUUAACUGAAUUACAAUCUCCAGUAACAACCGAGAAAAAAAUAACGUUAAAUCCAGAAACAUUUGUAGCAAAAAAUUCUUCAAAUUAUCGUGAAAUUGGUUUUUCUCCUGUUUCAUCAGCUCAAAGUGAUUCAGGUUCGAAUUCAAAUCAUACAUCUGAAUCAUCAACUAAUCUUACAGCUAAUUCAAAACAAAUACAAACUGAUAUAAGCGGAGCAAUAAAUCCAACAUCGAAUGAACUCGAAGCAAAGAACAGUCAAAUUCAAACAUUAUCAAGAGAACGAGAUGAUUUACGACGACAAUUAACUGAAAUGAAAAAAGAUUUAGAUAAACAAACAAAUAUAUUACAAAAAUGUUUAGCUGUUAAUAAAAAAUUACUUGUAGAAAAGUCAACACUUGAACGUAAACAAGCAAGACAGAAAUGUAUGGAAAAUCGUUUAAGACUAGGACAAUUUGUCACACAACGACAAGGUGCAACAUUUGUAGAAAAUUGGACUGAUGGAACAGCAUUUACUGAUAUUACAAAACAACAAGAAAUGCUACAACGUGCCCGAGAAGAACUCGAUCGUGAACGUCGUAAUCUAUUACGUCGUCGACCCAAUUGUGAAGUAAAAGAAAAAUUAACGAAAACAGCAUAUACAAGAGCAAAAAGUAAAGAUCGUGGUAGUUCAUUUACCACACAAGAUGAAAGUAGUAAUGAUGGAAUGAAAACAACAAAUGAUGCAAAUAAAGGAAUAAAUGUUAGUGAUUGGUAUGAAUCUGAUGAAAUAUUACGUUUACGACAAGCGUCAUUGAAGAAGGAAGAAGUCGAUCUUCAAAUUGAAUAUGAAAAAUUAGAACGAGAAAGAAAUUUACAUAUACGGGAAUUAAAACGAAUUUAUAAUGAAGAUCAUUCCAGAUUUCAAGAUCAUCCUAUACUUAACGAUCGUUAUCUACUUCUAAGUUUGAUUGGCAAAGGCGGUUUUAGCGAAGUGCAUAAAGCCUUCUGUUUAAAAGAACAACGAUAUGUUGCCGUUAAAGUCCAUCAACUUAAUAAAGAAUGGAAAGAAGAAAAGAAAGCUAAUUAUAUAAAACAUGCUUUACGCGAAUGUGACAUUCUUAAAACACUUGAUCAUCCUCGUAUUGUACGCCUAUAUGAUGUAUUCGAAAUUGAUACAGAUUCAUUUUGUACGGUACUGGAAUAUAUUGAAGGAAAUGAUAUAGAUUUUUUCUUAAAACAACAUAAAAUCAUUCCAGAAAAAGAAGCACGUUCUGUUAUGAUGCAAACAGUGAGCGCAUUACGUUAUUUAAAUAAUGGUAUUAAACCACCUGUGAUUCAUUUUGAUCUUAAACCGGCAAAUAUUCUUCUCGGUUCGGGUACAAGUAGUGGAGAAAUAAAAAUAACAGAUUUUGGUUUAAGUAAACAAAUGUGUGAAGAUACAUAUGAUCCUGAACAUGGAAUGGAUUUAACAUCACAAGGUGCAGGAACGUAUUGGUAUCUUCCUCCUGAAGUAUUUGUGCAAGGACCCAAUCCACCUAAAAUAUCUUCGAAAGUUGAUGUAUGGAGUUUAGGUUGUAUUUUUUUUCAAUGUUUAUAUGGACGAAAACCAUAUGGUCAUAAUCAAUCACAAGCAGCUAUACUUGAAAAUCAAACUAUACUAAAAGCUAAAGAAAUUGAAUUUCCAAAUAAACCUAUUGUAUCUGAUGGCGCAAAAACAUUCAUAAAACGUUGUUUAACUUACAAUGUUCGUGACAGACCUGAUGUAAAUCAAUUAGCUGAUGAUGAAUAUUUACGUUCCUAUCCAAAACGUACAACAACAACUGCAUUAGCGCGAACAGCACAAUUAACAAUGAAUGAUGGUUCAAAUUAA